CCCACUCCAGUGUUCUUGCCUGGAGAAUCCCAGGGACGGCGGAGCCUGAUGGGCUGCCGCCUAUGGGGUCGCACAGAGUCCGACACGACUGAAGCGAUUUAGCAGCAGCAGCAGCAGCAGCUUUUCCUUAUUUGCUUCAAUUUCCAAGUCAGCUACUAAUUUUACUAUUUUCUUAGUAUCUCAUACCACGGGCCAUUUCCACUGUGAUCAGGAGCAGAAUGGGGUUCAACACCAGUGCAGGUUCCAAAGAAAAUACUUUCUGAAGAGUGAUAAUAACGACAUUCCCAUUCUGCAAGUGAGAAAUCUACUAAUUUGGUGUAAUAACAAGUCAUCCCGUACUGAUCUUACGGUCCCAAAACUUAACACAGAAAGAAAAUCACGCUCCCACGGGCAGGCUCAGAGGACUGCACUCGAGCGACACCGCGGUCAUACAGACACAGACAGCGGGACAUCACAGGUGCACACUAGAGCUCACAGAGGACUGUCGGUUCCCGUAACUACGGACGCUUCUGGUUUCCAGGAGAGGGGAGGGGGCAGUUCUCAUACUCCGCGCCUGCGUACACUCGCGCCCAGCCGCGCCACGCCCCUGAACCCUCGGGCCCCGCCUCUCCGGCGUAGUCACGCCUCUGAUAUCCUGGGCCCCGCCCCUCAGGCGUAAUCGCGUACGUGCACAGGCACUCCCGCUCUGACGCUAAGGUUCCACCUCUCCGUCUCAACAGCCUAAGAACACGCCCCCUCGGCUAAGCCACGCCCUGUCUCCGCCCCUCGCGCCUGACUGCUCGCCCACCUGGGGAGGUUCGACCCCCUGUGCGCUGGUCUCCGGGGCGUCGGCUGCCGAAGUCCUUCGGCCUUACCCUCCCAGGACACUGCUGUUCUCCAAGAGAAAAGCCAGGAAAAGAAGGUGAAAAUGACAGUGGAACUAGUGAAAGCCAUACCCCAGGACCUGGUGACAUUCAAGGAUGUGGCAAUAGACUUCUCCCAGGAGGAAUGGGAAUGGCUGAGCCCUGCUCAGAGAAGUUUGUACAGGAGUAUGAUGUUGGAGAACUAUCAGAGCCUGGUAUCACUGGGACUUUGUAUCUCUAAGCCAUAUGUCAUCUCCUUAUUGGAGCAAGGGAAAGAGCCCUGGAUGAUGAUGGAGAAUGAGAUGAGAAGCCCAUUCCCAGGAUUGCUCCCCUCAGUCCAUCUACAUAAGAAGAACCAUGGGGAAUUGGUUUCUUGAGUUCUUAUGGGCCCAGUUCUAGAAUUAUUGAAGUUUGGGUGUUCCUGAUACCAUGAAUGACCUGGAGAGGAAGCUUGUUAAAAUCUCAGUGUUUCUUAAUUGCUUUGGUAGAUUUGAUCCCUCGCAUCUCUGAACUUUUAUACUAGUUUUACUUUUUUACCACAUGGAUUCAUUUUUGAUAUAUUUUCUUCUCAAAUUA
Molecule: messenger RNA, 1418 nt
Organism: Bubalus bubalis (water buffalo)
Lineage: Eukaryota; Metazoa; Chordata; Mammalia; Artiodactyla; Bovidae
Product: zinc finger protein 471
Exons: 5
Coding region: 908-1219 (103 amino acids)
Biological process (GO): regulation of DNA-templated transcription
Source: RefSeq, a predicted model, not a curated record